Molecule: messenger RNA, 1711 nt
Organism: Striga asiatica
Lineage: Eukaryota; Viridiplantae; Streptophyta; Magnoliopsida; Lamiales; Orobanchaceae
Source: the annotation of a GenBank genome assembly
UGAAAGGAGUCCCAUUUUCCCCAUAUGAUGUUUUACCUCGAAGCUUUUUUUAACAAAAAAUUUUACUGCAGUGUGCAAACACGCUUUUCAGCAUCAAUGCUUUAGGAUAAGGCUGUUCAGCUCGUAUCGCCGGUGCACUCAAAUUCCUCACCUCCAAUGGCGACUGCUCUCUCUUCCAUAUUGCCGGCGGUGGGGGCGGCACACAGUACUGUCUCCCCUUUGAAAGCUCAAAAGCCUCCGGCAACUCUACGGUCCCUCAAACCAUUUAAUCGGCCCCUCGUUCCCUCUAUUCACCGAAGACCACCAAUUUCAGCUAGUGCUGCGGCUACCGUGGAAGAUGAACGGCAAAACGAUGAAGAGUCGAUAAGCAUUGAUGUCCUUAGACGCUUCAUUAACCUCAACUUGGGCUACUGGACCGGCUCUUUCCAUCAAUUCGAUUGCAAUGGGGAUUUGUUGCAUAAAAUUAGCACGAAGCUCAGUGCGAGUUCGUAUGGGGAAGAUGAACUCAUGAGCUUGAUUCAAUCGUUGUACAUCAAGCAGCCUCCUCUAAGCACUUCAGACCCUGAAGAAUGGUUCGAGUACAAAAUUAAAGAAUCCAACAUGUUCACAGUUGACAAAUAUCAACAGAUUUGUUUUUUCCCUAUAGAGAAGGCAUUUGCAUUGAGAUACCAGACAGCUGGAAUGUUGGAAACAGUGAUAAGACAAGGGGUGUUAGGUGAAGAUGAUACUGGUGAAGAAUCGCCCAGGAAUUUGAAGCUUCCUUCUCGACGGCCGGCAAUUGUAUGUGAAAACUGCAUCUCUUCAUUUGAAAAAGAUGUGAGAGUGAGAGCUUUCCAUAUAAUGAACCCACAGGGCAUACUCGAAAUGCUUCUGUUAUUCCUGGAAGAAAGAGGAAGCAAAGAUAUUGCUCAUCCUUCCUUUUACGAGUCUAGUGAUUUGGACAGGAUUACUCCACAUUUGGGUACAUGGAAGGGUCGCUCUAUAACCAAACGCAGUGGUGUUUAUGGAGCCACAAUAGCCAAAGCCAGUACAGUAGCUACACUUGAAAUUAAUGGGGAUGGUCAGCUUGCCCAGGAGAUAAGAUGUACAUCAGAUGGUGGUGAUGUGACGACAUCUGUAAACUGGAUGGGUUCAAUCUGUAAGAACACGAUCAGCUUUGAUGGUGGUUACCAGUUUACGUUGUUGCCGGGUGGAAUCUACAUGGGAUGUCCUUCUGACAUUGCAAAGAGCGUGCAAGAAUCAAUGUGCUUUCAUUUGGAGCUCUGUUGGGCUGAGUCAGCUGUCAAGAGACAGAGACUGGUCCGGACAUACGAUGCAGAAGGGUUAGCAGUGUCGUCAACGUACUUUUGUGAAACUAAACAAUGAUAAUUCUCUCUGUGUGUGUGUGUGAAAGCCAAAAUUAUUCUUGUACAAUGUCGAUUAGAAAGAACCAUUCCAGAUCUCUCUCAAUGGAGAAUAUUUUGCCCCAAUAUGAUGUGAGUUUUUAAUUAGUAUAGGAUUUAGCGAUGAGUUGAAGAAUAAUUGUACAGGCAAAAGAACCUGCUGGUUUUGCCCGAAUAUGGGGAGUUGUAAGGUUCAUUUUCAGCUUUAAUGAAGUGUGCAUUAAAGUUCUUUCUUUCACAUAUUACCAUCAAUAGUAAACUAUCGUGUGGUCGAAAAUUACUGUCCCAUGUUAUAUUUCCGGGGAAAAAAAACUGUUAGAGCACGUUUG